AUGGUUCACACUUGUCAAAAAUUUUUUGACUCGCUAUUUUUAAUUUCCAAUAUUUGGGCCAAAACAUUUUACCGCGAAAAUCGUAUUUUUCAAAUAUCAAGAGAUAAUAACUAUUUUUAUUGUAAAACAUGAUUUGGCUUCUUUUGUCCAAAUCUUAUGCUGAUUUUUAAAACAUUUUUCAAAUUAUUUAAAAAAACAAUAUAUAUAAAAACUAUAUGGAACUAG
Messenger RNA from Blepharisma stoltei, 225 nucleotides. The record is from the annotation of a GenBank genome assembly. Lineage: Eukaryota; Ciliophora; Heterotrichea; Heterotrichida; Blepharismidae.